This is a messenger RNA of Angiostrongylus costaricensis, 405 nucleotides long. NCBI's taxonomy places the organism in Eukaryota, Metazoa, Nematoda, Chromadorea, Rhabditida, Metastrongylidae. The record is from the annotation of a GenBank genome assembly.
AUGUCUGCAGAUCUUACGUGGCAAAUCAUUCGCAAGAAUUCCUGUUUCCUCCGUCGUCAGAAAGGCAUCAAGAAGCAUUUUUCUGUUGAGCCGUUCAACCUUCGUGGCAUCAACAGCCGUCGAUACAAUGGUCUCAUCAGCAAGCGGGCUAUGGAUCUGAAGCCCUUUAAGGAAGGCCCUGGUGUCACAGUGAGACUGAAGAUUCCAAGUAAAGCAGCAAAGCCAGCUAAGAGCAAAUGUGUCAUUGCUUUGCGCAAUCGCGAGAAAUUAUUGAGAUCUGUGAAAGCCAUCGCCAAAAGCCAGGGCUUGGGUCACCUUCACAUGCUCGCGCAACGACGUGCUUCUGCUAUUUUUCGUUCACGUCUACCAAAAUCGAAGAAGCAUGUUAAGAAAAUUGAUGCCUAG